Coffea arabica (coffee) is the source of this 1778-nucleotide messenger RNA. Its product is annotated as glycosyltransferase BC10-like. Gene Ontology annotation, cellular component: membrane. The record is from RefSeq and is a predicted model, not a curated record. NCBI's taxonomy places the organism in Eukaryota, Viridiplantae, Streptophyta, Magnoliopsida, Gentianales, Rubiaceae. Gene Ontology annotation, molecular function: glycosyltransferase activity.
UUUAGCAAACAGAACUCGUCCAAAUUCCACAUUUACAUCAUCCAUCCCUCCUCAUAUUCUCUAUUCUCCAAUCCAAUGCCUCUAUGACCCAGAAAAAUGGGCAAACAACGCUUUAAUUCUCAAACAAGUAGCUAUGUCUUCAAUUCCCUUCUCUUUCUUAUUGGUUUAUCGGUCGGUCUAGUUUUCACCUUGUGCCUCAAAAGCUUCUCCUUCACCUUCCCUGGUGCUUUUCUGCUAUCUUCCCGGCUCACAACACUUCAAACAUCAUCGUUAGCAUCACAACCUCCUCAAUAUUCCCCUCCACAGCCACCUCCACCGCCAAAGUCAAUAGCGGUGCUUUCUACUGAUCAUACUUCAAAUGGUGCCUCUAAUUCUACCGCAAUAGUAGUAUCUUUGAGAGAGCAGGCAUCGUUGAUGCAUAACAUGACUGAUGAAGAGUUGUUUUGGAGGGCUUCGAUGGUUCCACAAAUCAAAGAAUUUCCUCACAAGUUUUUGCCUAAGGUGGCAUUUAUGUUCUUGACACCAGGCCCUCUGCCUCUUGCUCCUCUGUGGGAGAAGUUCUUCAAGGGUUAUCAAGGGCUUUACUCCAUUUACCUGCAUCCUCAUCCUUCCUACAAUGAUUCAUGGCCUCAAGGUUCUGUUUUCUACGGGAGAAGAAUUCCUAGCAAGCCAGUAUCAUGGGGAAGAAUAAACAUGAUUGAUGCCGAACGAAGACUUUUAGCAAAUGCUCUCCUUGACUUCUCCAACCAAAGAUUCGUAUUACUCUCGGAUUCAUGCAUCCCAUUAUUCAACUUCACUACCGCUUACGACUACCUCCUGAGCUCCAACCAAAGCUUCCUGGGCUCAUUCGACGACCCAAGGAAACCAGGCCGCGGCCGCUACAACCGCCAGAUGUUUCCCACGAUUACCAUCGAGCAAUGGCGAAAAGGGUCUCAAUGGUUCGAAGUCCAUCGCGAUCUCGCCGUUGGAAUUGUCUCCGACGCCAAAUACUACCGUGUUUUCCACCAGUAUUGCCUGGCACCAUGCUACAACGAUGAACACUAUUUGCCCACGUUGGUCAACAUUCUUUACCCAGAAAUGAGUUCCAACAGGAGCAUUACAUGGGUUGACUGGUCCAAGGGUGGUUCGCAUCCCAGGAAAUACGGAAGGGCAGACGUGACGGACGAGCUUUUGAAUGGAAUGCGACGCAGGACAUGCAAAUAUAAUGGAGAGACGACUAAAAAUUGUUUCCUCUUUGCUAGGAAAUUUCUGCCAAAUACCAUAGAGCCAUUGUUACGGGUUGCUCCAUCGGUGGUAGGUUUCGAUCCUUAGCUCGUUUGUCAUAUUACACUACGAUUAAUUAACAUCAUUGGUCAUUACUUACUCAUAGAUUCAGUUAGUUAUUCCCUGUUCCUUUUUCUUUACUAUAUUGGUUUAUAACUGACUAUCUACGCUUGGGAUUUUCGGUGACAUGUUUUCUAUGCCAAUUCAAUGUCACCUAUAAUAUUGUGUCAAGUGUCCUGUUAUUAUUUAUACUUAUGUUAAACCAAACCGAGUUGAAUUAUUAAAAAAUUAAAGUGUAAAUAAUAACAGGACACUUGGUACAAUACUAUAGGUGGUAUUAAAUUGGCAUAGAAAAACAUGUCACCGAGGAUUCCAAGUGGAUUACAUAUAUGUAGGAACUAUCAUUUUUAUUUUAUUUUUUUUCAUCCCAUUGUACCUGUUCUUUAGUUACUCUUUUAUUCGUUAGCCCUCACUAGAAUAGGCCCAGAAUAAACUUCUUGUUCUUUUGUGUUUCA